Molecule: messenger RNA, 657 nt
Organism: Saccostrea echinata
Lineage: Eukaryota; Metazoa; Mollusca; Bivalvia; Ostreida; Ostreidae
Exons: 2
Coding region: 1-363 (120 amino acids)
Source: RefSeq, a predicted model, not a curated record
AUGGGUCUCCUUCAGAGCUGUUUUGCUAGAAAAAACAAAGUGGGUGUCGCAAAAGAAGAGAUGGAGGCGUACGAGAAAGUACGGAAAACAAUGGUCACAGAGGAAGUGACAGAAAGGAAAGGUGGUGUGGCCUUUGAUCUUACAUUUGUCUCUGAGGAAACUCCAAAGAUGCCUCCACCAAGAUUGCUUGAAAAUAAAAAGGAGGAUUUUGAAAAAUGGAGAGAGUCUCAAGAGAAGGCACAAGCCGAAAAACAGGAGCGGGCUCAACAGAACAGAGAGGAAGCCCGUAUCCAGAAAGAGAUCGAUGUCGCCCACAAGGAGAUGGAGAGGCUCGAAAAAUACGUCAACCUUACUGCAGAAUAAAAAUACUUUAAGCUCCUGAUAAUUUCACUGUUAACGAUCUGGACAAUUUAUUUUGAAAUUUUUAAUUUUCAAAACGAUUGGAACCAAAGAGGGAACACCCGAGCUCUUUUGCUGCAAAUCUUUGUUUUGGCUAUUAAUUGAUUUUCUUUCUUUUUUAGGCUCAUACAUUUUUUUUUUUUGGGAGGGGUGGAGGUGGAAUUUGAAUUUCCAAAAUGUUGGCCUCGGAGACAGAUCUGAAGCGCUAGCAUGGCGGACAAAAUUCAGCUUUUCAAAAAUUUUCACAUCUUUCGGAAC